AUGGACGAAAGCUACAGGGCGUUACUCCGAGACGCGGGAUUCCUGCCCCGUCUCGAUGCCGGAGUACGCACCGAAGACGAAGGAGGAGACAACAAGGGGGACGGGUACGGGGACGGGGUUGAGUACAUCAUUGUAAAAGAUUCGCAGACGAUUGGCACUGGCGACGGCGGCGGCGAUGAGGGUGCCUCGGCUUUGGCUCGAGCGGGAUUAGGCGGAGAAGGAGUGGAAUCGAGGGUUGAACGGCUGGGAGGAGGAGAUGGAGGAGAAGGAGAAGGCGAAGCCAUGGACGAAAGCUACAGGGCGUUACUCCGAGACGCGGGAUUCCUGCUCCCGUCUUCGGUGUGCACUACUCCGAUACAAGAUUCGCAGACGAUUGGCACUGGCGACGGCGGCGGCGAUGACGGUGCCUCGGCUUUGGCUCGAGCAGGAUUGGGCGAAGGAGUGGAAUCGAGGGUUGAACGGCUGGGAGGAGGAGAUGGAGGAGGAGACGAAGGAGGAGACGACGAGGGGGACGAGGACGCGGUUGAGUACAUCCUUGUAGAAGAUUCGCAGACGGUUGGCGCUAGCGGCGGCGGCGGCGAUGAGGGUGCCUCGGCUUCUGCUCGAGCGGGAUUGGGCGAAGAAGAAGUGGAAUCGAGGUUUGAACAGCUGGGAGGAGGUGGAGGAGGAGAGGCGUGUUCUCCUUCGGGUAGAUUUGGGGCCGAUCCAGAGGGGAGCCAGUGGAAUCGGGGCGAGAUCGACGGUCUCUUUUGCCCUAUAUGCAUGGAAGCUUGGACCGACGACGGUGAUCAUCACAUGUGUUGUCUUCCUUGUGGCCACAUUUAUGGCAUGUCUUGCAUCAAGAGAUGGUUAAAGCAAAGGGGGAACUCGGGCAAGUGUCCUCAAUGCAACAAUAAGUGCAAACUGAAAGAUGUGAGGAAACUUUUUGCAACACGCCUUGUGACGGUAGAUGAGGAGUCGCAGAAGAAAAUCCGAUUCCUUGAGGCCAAAUGUGCUUCUCUUGAGAAGAAGGUUGCUGGUUGGCAUAUGAAAGAGGUUGAAUGGAGAAGACAAGAAAAAGAAUGGCAUGUGCGUAUUAAUGAAUUUGAAAAGAGAGAAUCCGAGUUGAAGGAGAGACUUGAUCGUCUUCAGGAGAGGACAAAUGAUCUAGAGCGCUUCUAUGAAGUUUCGAAGAGCAGCCAGUUUGGAUCUACUAAAGCUAAUGCAGUACAGCAAAGACAAUAUACAUCAGGUAUAAAUGAAAAUGCUUCGCAUUUGAGAAGUUUUCUAGCUCCAGGAAAAGUACUCUGAUGACUUAUAUCCUGUAAGUCAUGAAGGGGGAUUUAGAAUUCCUAGUGGAGAAUCUAGCAAUUUUGUAACACAAGUUUAGUUUCAUACAUUCAUUUUGGCUUUGUUUUGUGCUCAAGGUUGGAUACGUGCUUUUGGAUUGCAUAUGUAGAUAAACAAAUUUACUUAAA
Messenger RNA from Eucalyptus grandis, 1457 nucleotides. RefSeq lists its product as uncharacterized. The transcript has 7 exons. NCBI's taxonomy places the organism in Eukaryota, Viridiplantae, Streptophyta, Magnoliopsida, Myrtales, Myrtaceae. Bases 1 to 1290 code for a protein of 429 amino acids. Gene Ontology annotation, biological process: interstrand cross-link repair; protein ubiquitination. Gene Ontology annotation, molecular function: ubiquitin protein ligase activity. The record is from RefSeq and is a predicted model, not a curated record. Gene Ontology annotation, cellular component: nucleus.